Messenger RNA from Raphanus sativus (radish), 1755 nucleotides. Its product is annotated as cyclin-D3-1-like. The transcript has 4 exons. The record is from RefSeq and is a predicted model, not a curated record. Gene Ontology annotation, cellular component: cytoplasm; nucleus; cyclin-dependent protein kinase holoenzyme complex. NCBI's taxonomy places the organism in Eukaryota, Viridiplantae, Streptophyta, Magnoliopsida, Brassicales, Brassicaceae. Gene Ontology annotation, biological process: mitotic cell cycle phase transition; regulation of cyclin-dependent protein serine/threonine kinase activity. Gene Ontology annotation, molecular function: cyclin-dependent protein serine/threonine kinase regulator activity. Bases 374 to 1465 code for a protein of 363 amino acids.
GGUAAAGCGGGAAACAGCAAAAAGAAAAAUUACACAUAAGAAAAUGAAAAAAAAAAAAGAAACUUCACAUUAUUUUGAUUUAAGAAAGAAAAAAUUGUGGAGUAAAAGACAAACGUGAAAACUCAUAAAUCAAUCUCCUCCUACUCGCUCUCCCUCUCACUUCCAGCUUUUCUCCUCUUUCUCUCUCUCUCACUAGUCUCUCUUUUGUAGCUCCCUGCUACAGCUAAUCUCUGCACAUUUCCAUAGAGAGGAAGAUGAGUCUUUCUCCGAGAGAUUUUCUCUCUUUCAUCGUAUCUUCUAUGUAAUGCUCUGAGCCUUCCCUAAUAACCAACGAUAUAGAAGAUUUUUCUUCUCAUUCUUGAGUUUAUCCACAAUGGCCGUUCGUAAGGAGGAAGAAAGCAGAGAAGAACAGAGCACUUCGUUUCUUCUUGAUGCUCUCUACUGCGAAGAAGAGAAAUGGGAAGACGAAGAAGUAGAAGAAGCAGUUGAAGAAAACUCUUCCUUUUCCUCUACUUCUCCAUUAGUCCUUCUGCAGCAAGAUUUGUUCUGGGAAGACGAAGAUCUGGUCACUCUCUUCUGCAAAGAAGAAGAACAGAGACGCAGCUGUCUCGAUGAUGUUUAUCUCGCCACGGAUCGUAAAGAAGCCGUGGCUUGGAUUCUGAGAGUCAACGCUCAUUAUGGUUUCUCUACUUUGACUGCUGUUUUAGCCAUAACGUACCUAGACAACUUCAUCUGUAGCAGCUACAACAGCUUACAGAGAGACAAACCAUGGAUGCUUCAGCUCGUUUCCGUUGCUUGCCUCUCUCUAGCUGCUAAAGUCGAAGAAACCCACGUCCCUCUUCUUCUAGACUUCCAAGUGGAGGAGACAAAGUAUGUGUUCGAGGCAAAGACCAUACAGAGAAUGGAGCUGCUGAUUCUCUCUACACUCCAAUGGAAGAUGCAUCUCAUUACUCCACUUUCGUUUCUAGACCACAUCAUCAGGAGACUGGGUCUUAAAAACAACUCUCACUGGGAUUUCCUCAACAGAUGUCACCGUCUCAUCCUCUCUGUAAUCUCCGAUUCUAGAUUUGUCGGCUACCUCCCAUCAGUUGUUGCCGCAGCUACCAUGAUGCGAAUUAUAGAUCAAGUCGAGCACUUUGACCCUCUUUUACACCGAACCAACCUCCUCGGUGCCCUAAACAUAACCAAGGAAAAGGUGGAAGCUUGCUACAGUCUCAUCCUCCAAUUACCAUUGGGUUUACAGAUCGAAACCCAAUCUCGCCGCAAACGCAAGAAUCGCGACUCGUCGUCGUCGUUGAGCAGCAGCCCAAGCUGCGUGAUCGAUUCAAACUAUUUCAAUAGCGACGAAAGCUCGAAUGAUUCGUGGUCAGCGAGUUCGUCCCCGCUGCAGCAGCAGCAACAAGAGCCUCCGUUGAAGAAGAAGACGACGAAGACGGAGAAACCGAUUCUGCAUCUGUCCUCCUAGCCACUACGUUUUUUUUUUUUUUUUGAUCAAACAUAAAUUUCCAUUUAGACUAGAGUUUACACUCCACCCCUAGCACUACGUUUAAUUUACGUUUUUUUAAAAAAAAACUUGAGAACGAUCCUAGUAGUAUUAAGCUUCCCGUUAUUGCGAAUACGAAAUGUCUCGAAUGCCCUUACUUGCUAUGGCGUGAUACGGCGUGUCUGAAGGGGGCAUUCGUGACAUUUGACUGCAUGGGAUGCGAUGGAAGAGGAUAGUAAUAAUAAAAAGUCUUUUGCGUAAAUUUUGAGGCU